Lottia gigantea (owl limpet) is the source of this 339-nucleotide messenger RNA. RefSeq lists its product as hypothetical. The annotation marks the transcript as partial. The transcript has a single exon. Lineage: Eukaryota; Metazoa; Mollusca; Gastropoda; Lottiidae. The record is from RefSeq and is a predicted model, not a curated record.
UUACUCCAGUUUCACAAACAUAUCGUGCUUCUGAGUGUAAGAUUAAUUAAUCUUCAAAUACAUAUCGAGAAUCUGACUGUAAGAUUAGUUAAGUUUCACCUACAUAUCGAGAAUCUAACUGUAAGAUUAGUUAAGUUUCAGAAAAAUAUCGAAAUUCUCUCUGAAACAUUACUUCAGUUUCACAAACAUAUCGUGCUUCUUACUGUAAGAUUAAUUAAGUUUCAAAUACAUAUCGAGAAUCUGACUGUAAGAUUAGUAAAAUUUCACCUACAUAUCGAGAUUCUGACUGUAAAAUUAGAUAAGUUUCACAUAAAUAUCGAAAUUCGAACUGAAAGAUAA